AUGAUUGAAGUCGACGUCUUCUGGAGCUUCUCCUUCGGAGCAAUCUUCGCCGCUUGCUCAGCCGGAUCCCUCAAGACCCAACCUGUCUUCUGGUCAACCCCCUCCUUCGUCUACACCCUCCUUUUCCUCUCCCUCAUCUUUGCCCCCUCAGGCCUCUACCUUCUCUGGGACAACCCCGGCUGGGAAUCCAUGUUCCUCCUCGGUGACAAGAACGAGAUCCCUGCCAUCCUUCCCACCGUCUUUGCCUUCACCAACGUUCUUUUGGGAAUCAUUGGUUAUUAUGUUACCUAUGCAAAGAUCCGCAAGUACCGCAAUGCGCCCCAGUUGCCAAUGUCGUAUCACAAGUACUGGGUCCAUGCUUAUACUUGCUUCUGUGCCAUCUUGGGAAUGGGAUACAACAGGUUCAUGUACCCUCUGGACUAUGUCGCCUGGAGAGCUGGAUUGACGUUCCCCUUGACCGCCUUCUUCACCUCCAGGAUGUUGUUCACUCUCUUGUCCAUGGGCGUCAUCCUCAUUCCUGCUGCGUUCAUUCCUUGCUACAUCUGGAUGAAGAAAGAGACUCUCCUCGCACCCGGCGACAAGUCCCGCUUCUUCUUGACCUGCAUCUUUUACGCACUCCAAGGCGUCACCUUGGUUUCGUCCUUGUUUGGCGCCUAUAUUGUCCGCUACCACGAAAAAGCCCCCGAGGCCACCUUCUUUAGCAACCUCUCGGAUCUCUUUGACAACGGGGACAUCCUCAACAGGAACAGCAAAUGGUCCCCUCUUCUCGGCUUCUGGGUCGCAGAAACCGCUGUUAUGACGCUCGUGCUCUUGCCCAUCGUCUUUGUCCCCUCCAUCAAGGCCACCGCCAAGACUCUCAAGACUCAGUAG
Messenger RNA from Linnemannia hyalina, 870 nucleotides. NCBI's taxonomy places the organism in Eukaryota, Fungi, Mortierellomycota, Mortierellomycetes, Mortierellales, Mortierellaceae. The record is from the annotation of a GenBank genome assembly.